Coregonus sp. 'balchen' is the source of this 14359-nucleotide messenger RNA. The record is from the annotation of a GenBank genome assembly. NCBI's taxonomy places the organism in Eukaryota, Metazoa, Chordata, Actinopteri, Salmoniformes, Salmonidae.
CGAACACUUUAUGAAUACCGUCUGCCAGGGGUGACUUGGCAAACAGGAAUAUGUUGGGAUAUGUCUCAGAGAGUCCAACAUAUUCGGUGAGUGGCAGAUGUUCACUCAUUCCUUUUCUUAAGCCUUGAGAUACAAAUUCAAGGUUGGACUUUGAUUCUAUUGUAAACCGUAACAUUAAACGUAUUUGCCUGUCGUGUAAUUCUCUUUACCAUCUGACAAGUUCUAUAGCUUUCUUAGACAAGCCUACUGUAGGAUACUUUGUAACAGAUGCGCAAUUCUGAUAAACAGUUCGAGUUCUUAUUGUAUUAGGCCUACUAUAAAUCAGCACUUGUACAUAAUCUAACACAGCUCAUGCCCGAUUUUGAUCUUUAAAAAAAAGUUUGUCCUCACUUAUUUCUGCAGUGUAGGCUAUUGGCUAACCCGUAUUCUGUAAGCGACCCGUUAUUCUUCUAGCCUGAUUGGAUGCAGUGCCUAUGAGAGCGGUAUAGGAUAUGUUCCUCCGCUAUUUGUAACCCAGCAACAGUCUCAAUGAAUGGCUGGCUGAACAAAUCCAUUAUUUUAAGAAUUGACACCAUUAUUAGAUCAGACGUAUCCCGCGGUGUAGACUAUUUCCAAUACUGCCUGAGACAAUUACUUUGCAAGAGAACACUUUUUAAUUUAUUUAACCAAACGGGGCACAGCGAGGUAUAGCUUUGUAGCUGAAGUAAAUCAAAGUGACUUUUGCAACUGACACAAAUAGACUCAUAGUUCAUGCGCCAAAUGACACAUUCAUAAUUUUUAAGCCGCUGUUUUGCAAUGUUUCACUAAUGUAACAAAUGGCAUGACUGUAGGGCUUUGACACAGGGAGAUCCUCUCUACGCACGCGUGCCAAAUAUGAUGGUUCCACCCUCUACCUGAAAGGAGCGCACCUGGAUCCAACGAGACGGAAGUAGUUUGCAGAGAUUGAGAAACGCUGCAGAACUGUGAUGACUGUAGUCUUUUUGGGCAACAAUUACUCUGGAAUUCCACAUAUUUUGAAGAGGAUUUUCUUUUCGCGAUAUGCUCGACAUAAUCUGAUGGACUUUUUAAUCGAUAAUUUGGAGUGCAUUUCCAAUCCUUUUUUUGUAACGUCCUCGUAAGUCAUCGUUUUCCCGAAAGGAACGUGAAACUGCAGUACCAUGACAAGAACAUUUUUAUAGGAUCCUGAUCUAUCCUAUCAUUUAGUAGACUGCUGUACAGUAGAACGUUCUCCAACUCUUUUGUUGAACAGUAGGUUGUGGAGCAAAACAAUCAAUAUUGUUACAUUCCUGCUUGUGGAUGGUCAUAAUUAAAAGUGACAUGGCAUGUAACAGUUCAGUAUGUUCUCAGCUUUGAAGAAAUACGUGUUUUCCAUUCAUGCAAGACUGAGUUUUGUGAUCCUGCUUUUUGCCUCUGUGACAAAUGUGUCAAAUAAACAUUCUUUCUUACUUUUUAAGGUUACCUCCUCUGGUGGUGCAACUGACUGUGUUAGGUGAAGUGCUGUCUCAAAGCUAUCUACCCCACACAUCUCCAGAAGAAUGAGUGGUCUCCGCAGAGUUCUCGGAAGGCGAUUACACCCUUUAAAACUGGUGAUAGUGGCCCUUAUUUUUGUCACAUUUCUGUUCCUAAUACAACGUGAGGUAGUAAGCCAAAGUCCCUCCCAAGAAGAGCCCUGGCUGAAGGAGAUGUCUGUCAAACGGGAUGCCGUGCUGGGCAUGGUGAUGGGGGCCGUUAAUAACUUUAGGGAUGCCAUGCCAAAGAUGCAGAUCAAAGCCCCAGUGCGUCAGCAGGAAAAUGCAGGGGACUUCUCCUGUUUGCCAGGGACCUACACGGCUGCUGAGCUGAGGCCAGCUCUGGAGCGUCCACCUCAGGACCCCAACAGCCCUGGGGCCUCUGGGAAGCCCUUUCACACGGAUAAACUGAGCCCUGCUGAACAGAAGGAGAAGGACCGGGGAGAGGAGAAACACUGCUUUAACCUCUACGCCAGCGACCGCAUUUCUCUCAGCCGUGACCUGGGUCCUGACACCAGACCACCAGAGUAUGUUAUCUCUCAAUAAUAAACUGGCCAUUUUUAUGCUCUUAUGGUAGCUGUCACAGUUGUUUCCAUAUACAUGCUCUAAAAUCAGUGGUGGAAAAAGUACCCAAUUAUCAUACUUGAGUAAAAGUAAAGAUACUUUUACUUGAGUCAUUUUCUAUUAAGGUAAGUCACCCAGUAAAAUACUACUUGACUAAAAGUAUCUGGUUUUAAAUGUACAGUGGUGGAAAAAGUACUCAAUUGUCAUACUUCAGUAAAAGUACAAAGGAAAAGUAAAUGCUAUAUAUAUAUAUAUCAAAUUCCUUAUAUUAAGCAAACCAAAUGCCACUAUUUUAAAAUAUUUUUUUUCGGACAGACGGGCACAAUCAGACAUAAUUUACAAACGCAGUAUUUGUGUUUAGUGAGUCCACCAGGUUAGAGGCAGUAGGGAGGACAAGGUGUUAUAUUUAUAGGUGGGUGAAUUGGACCAUAAUUAUGUCCUGCCUGAGCAUUAGAACUGUAACAAGUACUUUUUGGUGUCAGGGAAAAACGUAUGGGAGUAAAAAGUACAUAUUUUCUUUAGUAAUGUAGUGAAGUAAAAGCUGUCAAAUAUAAAUACCCCACAAAAACUACUUUAGUAGUACUUCAAAGUAUUUUUUACUUAAGUACUUUACCCCACUGUCUAAAAUGUAUUGUCGCAGUGCUAUUUGUUUCGGUUUAAACCAACGUAGUCAUGUAAAAAUGUAGAGUCAAUCUUGGGGUCUGUGGCCCUGUUUAUGAUAAUUCUAUCAUUAUAGGGUAUCUUGUAAAACAUCCUAAUAUGAAGCCAACAUCUCAAGUGGAGUUUCUCCUCAUCACAUACAGUGAGGGGAAAAAAGUAUUUGAUCCCCUGCUGAUUUUGUACGUUUGCCCACUGACAAAUAAAUGAUCAGUCUAUAAUUUUAAUGGUAGGUUUAUUUGAACAGUGAGAGACAGAAUAACAACAAAAAAAUCCAGAAAAACGCAUGUCAAAAAUGUUAUAAAUUGAUUUGCAUUUUAAUAAGGGAAAUAAGUAUUUGACCCCCUCUCAAUCAGAAAGAUGUCUGGCUCCCAGGUGUCUUUUAUACAGGUAACGAGCUGAGAUUAGGAGCACACUCUUAAAGGGAGUGCUCCUAAUCUCAGUUUGUUACCUGUAUAAAAGAAACCUGUCCACAGAAGCAAUCAAUCAGAUUCCAAACUCUCCACCAUGGCCAAGACCAAAGAGCUCUCCAAGGAUGUCAGGGACAAGAUUGUAGACCUACACAAGGCUGGAAUGGGCUACAAGACCAUCGCCAAGCAGCUUGGUGAGAAGGUGACAACAGUUGGUGCGAUUAUUCGCAAAUGGAAGAAACACAAAAUAACUGUCAAUCUCCCUCGGCCUGGGGCUCCAUGCAAGAUCUCACUUCGUGGAGUUUCAAUGAUAAUGAGAACGGUGAGGAAUCAGCCCAGAACUACACGGGAGGAUCUUGUCAAUGAUCUCAAGGCAGCUGGGACCAUAGUCACCAAGAAAACAAUUGGUAACACACUACGCCGUGAAGGACUGAAAUCCUGCAGCGCCCGCAAGGUCCCCCUGCUCAAGAAAGCACAUAUACAGGCCCGUCUGAAGUUUGCCAAUGAACAUCUGAAUGAUUCAGAGGAGAACUGGGUGAAAGUGUUGUGGUCAGAUGAGACCAAAAUCGAGCUCUUUGGCAUCAACUCAACUCGCCGUGUUUGGAGGAGGAGGAAUGCUGCCUAUGACCCCGAGAACACCAUCCCCACCGUCAAACAUGGAGGUGGAAACAUUAUGCUUUGGGGGUGUUUUUCUGCUAAGGGGACAGGACAACUUCACCGCAUCAAAGGGACGAUGGACGGGGCCUUGUACCGUCAAAUCUUGGGUAAGAACCUCCUUCCCUCAGCCAGGGCAUUGAAAAUGGGUCGUGGAUGGGUAUUCCAGCAUGACAAUGACCCAAAACACAUGGCCAAGGCAACAAAGGAGUGGCUCAAGAAGAAGCACUUUAAGGUCCUGGAGUGGCCUAGCCAGUCGCCAGACCUUAAUUCCAUAGAAAAUCUGUGGAGGGAGCUGAAGGUUCGAGUUGCCAAACGUCAGCCUCAACCUUAAUGACUUGGAGAAGAUCUGCAAAGAGGAGUGGCACAAAAUCCCUCCUGAGAUGUGUGCAAACCUGGUGGCCAACUACAAGAAACGUCUGACCUUUGUGAUUGCCAACAAGGGUUUUGCCACCAAGUACUAAGUCAUGUUUUGCAGAGGGGUCAAAUACUUAUUUCCCUCAUUAAAAUGCAAAUCAAUUUAUAACAUUUUUGACAUGCGUUGUUCUGGAUUUUUUUGUUGUUAUUCUGUCUCUCACUGUUCAAAUAAACCUACCAUAAAAAUUAUAGACUGAUCAUUUCUUUGUCAGUGGGCAAACGUACAAAAUCAGCAGGGGAUCAAAUACUUUUUUCCCUCACUGUAGCAGCACCAUCUGGUGGUGUUCAAUAGAACAGUUUCUCUGUACAGGGAUUCAGUGUCCGUAUACUUUUAUUUCUUGUCUCAGUGGCUCAAUAUGAAACCAAAGUCACAUACUGAAUGACCACAGAAGGAAGGAGAUAACAACAUUAUAUAAUGUGUCUCCAACAGAAAUUACGGUUUUAACUCAAACAAGUCUUUGAUAUUUUCUUGAGUUAUUGAGGAAAAUUUCACUCUAACCACAGGCUGAGUUUUUCUGUCUGAAACAUUGUUUCAGCAUGUGUGCCCAGUAAAUGUGUCUGGGUCAAGAAAAAGUGGAGUUUUGUUUGGCUAAUUAAACAAGUCUGUCCAUUUUCCUAUUAUUUUUAUUGGGGUAAUUUACACAGAUUCAGACUGUCUGAUGCGGUUGGCAUUUCAAAGGGAGUCCCACAUCCCAAUGAAACAACUGAAACAGACACCCCUUUAGGGGAAGACUUCAGAUGUUUCAACCACAGUCCUGCACUGAAAGGCCUCUCGGGGACCCAAAAAGACACUACAUGUUUCUUAAUGCUCUUUUGCAGAUGUAUCGAGCAAACGUUCAAGCGGUGUCCCCCCUUGCUGACCACCAGCGUGAUCAUUGUGUUUCACAACGAAGGCUGGAGCACUCUGCUGAGGACGGUGUACAGCGUCCUCCACACCUCCCCUGCCAUCUUCCUGAAGGAGAUCAUCCUGGUGGAUGAUGCCAGUGUGGACGGUAAGGAACUAACUGGCCAGCCAGGCAGACGGCAGGACCACCCUGAUUUCACUUGGAAUUGAUUUCAGUCAGUCAGCCUACUGGGCGGCCCGCUGGUGCCAUGAAAUGUGCAGGCUGGAACCCCAGCUUCUUGUGAAGGGGGUUACAGCAGGAAGCAGCGCUGCUAGUGAAUACUUUCCUAAGAGGGGCUAGCUAGUACGUGGUGGUGUGGAGAAAUGUGUCUGUUUUCUCUUGUAAACAGGCCCCAGGCUGAGGGAAACGAGGCUGAGGGUAAAAAGAUGAGGGAGCAGGGAAUGCAGCCCAACUGAGUGACACUCAAAACCCUCUGUCAUUUGUUGGGAAUAGCCUGCUAUUAGACGUCUGUACUAAAGCUAUUUCCCUGGCCCAAUAGGAUAGGCUAGGAACUGGUCAGGCAAACUUGGCAGCUAGCCAUGGUCUCUGUCAAAUCAAAUGAAAUCAAAUGUUAUUUGCCACAUGCGCCGAAUACAACAGGUGUAGACAUUACAGUGAAAUGCUUACUUACAAGCCCUUAACCAACAAUGCAGUUUUUUAAAGAAAAAUGUAAAAUAAAGUGUUAAUACAAAAAUAAAAAGCAAAUACAGUGAGGGGAAAAAAGUAUUUGAUCCGCUGCUGAUUUUGUACGUUUGCCCACUGACAAAGAAAUGAUCAGUCUAUAAUUUUAAUGAUAGGUUUAUUUGAACAGUGAGAGACAGAAUAACAACAAAAAAAUCCAGAAAAACGCAUGUCAAAAAUGUUAUGAAUUGAUUUGCAUUUUAAUGAGGGAAAUAAGUAUUUGACCCCCUCUCAAUCAGAAAGAUUUCUGGCUCCCACAUGUCUUUUAUACAAGUAACGAGCUGAGAUUAGGAGCACACUCUUAAAGGGAGUGCUCCUAAUCUCAGCUUGUUACCUGUAUAAAAGACACCUGUCCACAGAAGCAAUCAAUCAAUCAAUCAGAUUCCAAACUCUCCACCAUGGCCAAGACCAAAGAGCUCUCCAAGGAUGUCAGGGACAAGAUUGUAGACCUACACAAGGCUGGAAUGGGCUACAAGACCAUCGACCAAAAUAACUGUCAAUCUCCCUCGGCCUGGGGCUCCAUGCAAGAUCUCACCUCGUGGAGUUGCAAUGAUCAUGAGAACGGUGAGGAAUCAGCCCAGAACUACACGGGAGGAUCUUGUCAAUGAUCUCAAGGCAACUGGGACCAUAGUCACCAAGAAAACAAUUGGUAACACACUACGCCGUGAAGGACUGAAAUCCUGCAGCGCCCGCAAGGUCCCCCUGCUCAAGAAAGCACAUAUACAGGCCCGUCUGAAGUUUGCCAAUGAACAUCUGAAUGAUUCAGAGGAGAACUGAGUGAAAGUGUUGUGGUCAGAUGAGAACAAAAUCGAGCUCUUUGGCAUCAACUCAACUCACCGUGUUUGGAGGAGGAGGAAUGCUGCCUAUGACCCCAAGAACACCAUCCCCACCGUCAAACAUGGAGGUGGAAACAUUAUGCUUUGGGGGUGUUUUUCUGCUAAGGGGACAGGACAACUUCACCGCAUCAAAGGGACGAUGGACGGGGCCAUGUACCGUCAAAUCUUGGGUGAGAACCUCCUUCCCUCAGCCAGGGCAUUGAAAAUGGGUCGUGGAUGGGUAUUCCAGCAUGACAAUGACCCAAAACACACGGCCAAGGCAACAAAGGAGUGGCUCAAGAAGAAGCACAUUAAGGUCCUGGAGUGGCCUAGCCAGUCUCCAGACCUUAAUCCCAUAGAAAAUCUGUGGAGUGAGCUGAAGCUUUGACUUGCCAAACGUCAGCCUCGAAACCUUAAUGACUUGGAGAAGAUCUGGGACAAAAUCCCUCCUCAGAUGUGUGCAAACCUGGUGGCCAACUACAAGAAACAUCUGACCUCUGUGAUUGCCAACAAGGGUUUUGCCACCAAGUACUAAGUCAUGUUUUGCAGAGGGGUCAAAUACUUAUUUCCCUCAUUUAAAUUGCAAAUCAAUUCAUAACAUUUUUGACAUGCAUUUUUCUGUAUUAUUGUGUUGUUAUUCUGUCUAUCACUGUUUAAAUAAUGAUAUAGACUGAUCAUGUCUUUGUCAGUGGGCAAACGUACAAAAUCAGCAGGGGAUCAAAUACUUUUUUCCCUCACUGUAGCUAAAGAGCAGCAGUAAAAUAAAAUAGCAGUAGGGAGGCUAUAUACAGGGGGGUACCGGUGCAGAGUCAAUGUGCGGGGGCACUGGCUAGUCGAGGUAAUUGAGGUCAUAUGUACAUGUGGGUAGAGUUAAAGUGACUAUGCAUAAAUAAUUAACAGAGUAGCAGCAGCGUAAAAAGAUGGGGUGGGGGGGCAGUGCAAAUAGUCCGGGUAGCCAUGAUUAGCUGUUCAGGAGUCUUAUGGCUUGGGGGUAGAAGCUGUUGAGAAGCCUUUUGGACCUAGACUUGGCGCUCCGGUACCGCUUGCCGUGCGGUAGCAGAGAGAACAGUCUAUGACUAGGGUGGCUUGAGUCUUUGACUGGCUGUCUGUCUGUGUUGAAGGGGCCAAGCUCAGGUAGAGGCCAACUCUCCCAGAAACAGUGUCACUGAGGCAGGAAUUUGAGCAAAAUAUGUUACAAGAUCCAUCUACUGUAUCUUUACUGUCCGUUAUAGAUCUGCAGUUCCAAUGCUAUGGGCUCAUUUCCUUUCACAGACGCCUUGAAAGAGGAGUUGGAUGAGUAUUUGAAGCGGCUACACAUCGUGCGCGUGGUGCGUCAGCGGGAGAGAAAGGGCCUGAUCACCGCUCGGCUACUGGGAGCCUCGGUGGCCACCGGAGACAUCCUCACUUUCCUCGAUGCUCACUGUUAGUACACGUACACCCACACCCCAGUACAGACGUCAAACAACUGAGUCAUCAGGCUGGAACAACCAGAACAGCUCUGCCUUUUAGACACACCUGUUUAUUUAUCCACCUACACCCCAGAAUACUAGCACCAUGCAUAUGCUGUUUAGGGCAUGGCAGGAAAACCACAAAACAUUAUUAGUAUUGGAAUGUAACAUAUCUUCGGGUAGGCUGCUUCCGGUUGGCCAGGGAAAAUAUCAAAUUAGUGUUAAAUGUAGUUGUUUUUACACAACAGCCUUCUAUGUUCCUUGCCAAUGUAGUAUUUCACAUUUAAAAUGCUAUGUUAUUUAGUGGUUGUAUUUUAUGUCUGGUGGUGAAUGCGUAUCCAACAGGUGAAUGCUUCAAUGGCUGGCUGGAGCCUCUACUGGCCAGGAUAGCAGAGAACUACACUGCGGUAGUAAGUCCUGACAUCACUACCAUUGACCUCAACACCUUUGAGUUUAUGAAGCCCUCGCCGUACGGGCAGAACCACAACCGUGGUAACUUCGACUGGGGCCUGUCCUUCGGCUGGGAGAGUCUACCGGACCACGAAAAACAACGGAGGAAGGAUGAGACCUAUCCUAUCAAGUGAGAAGAACUAUGUGAAUGAUUGAAUGCCUAUUUUCAGGAGGAAAUGCUGGCAUGCCAAACACCUCUGUCUAUAUUCCUUGAUAGCUGGUUAUGAAUUGUUUAUUUUUUUAACUGAGUGUAAAACAUAUCUGGACCCUCCAUUCAGUGGAUAUCUUUUACCUCACAGGACACCAACUUUUGCUGGGGGACUCUUCUCAAUCUCCAAGGACUACUUCUAUCUCAUCGGAAGCUAUGAUGAACAAAUGGAAAUCUGGGGCGGAGAGAAUAUUGAAAUGUCUUUCAGAGUAUGAGCUGAUUCACUUGGCUUUCUAGUUAGAAAACUUGUAUUAGUGCCAUCGCUGCUAUUGUUUGUGAUUCAUUCUCUAUCUUUGUAUUGUGCGGUAGAACCGAACCAACCGGUUACCAAGUAUGACUAACAGUAUUGGGUGUGUUGCCUCUGUCUGCCUGUAGGUGUGGCAGUGUGGGGGUCAGCUAGAAAUCAUCCCUUGCUCCAUCGUGGGUCACGUGUUCCGCACAAAGAGCCCCCACACCUUCCCCAAGGGCACCCAGGUGAUCGCACGUAACCAGGUGCGGCUGGCCGAGGUUUGGAUGGACGACUACAAGGAAAUCUUCUACCGACGCAACCAGCAAGCCGCCCAGCUGGCCAAAGACGUAUGUGGUAUUUCGGAGUGACAUUGUUGUACGUUUAAACCCAGCUAGGCAGGUUGAUAUCCCAAGAAAUAGGACCGGAGUUCUAAAACAGUUAAUCUGUUCCCUAAAGUAAUGUUUUAACAGUAGCAGUUUGCUCUGGAAUGUUUGCCCUCCACUAUAUCUCACAUGGACAUAUGAAUGUUCUCAUUCUGACUGCAGACUACUUGUUACCCCCCUCGUAGGACAAGUUUGGGCAGCCACACACUGGGCCUGGGCCCAGGCUGUCUGUUGGUUAUGUAUAGCCUGGACAAAGUCUGAUCACAGUUGAAUGUGCAAACACAUUCUCCUGAGGGGAACAUACAUUUUGAGGUCCCUAGUACAGUGGGGAAAAAAAGUAUUUAGUCAGCCACCAAUUGUGCAAGUUCUCCCACUUAAAAAGAUGAGAGAGGCCUGUAAUUUUCAUCAUAGGUACACGUCAACUAUGACAGACAAAUUGAGAAAAAAUGUUCCAGAAAAUCACAUUGUAGGAUUUUUAAUGAAUUUAUUUGCAAAUUAUGGUGGAAAACAAGUAUUUGGUCACCUACAAACAAGCAAGAUUUCUGGCUCUCACAGACCUGUAACUUCUUCUUUAAGAGGCUCCUCUGUCCUCCACUCGUUACCUGUAUUAAUGGCACCUGUUUGAACUUGUUAUCAGUAUAAAAGACACCUGUCCAGAACCUCAAACAGUCACACUCCAAACUCCACUAUGGCCACGACCAAAGAGCUGUCAAAGGACACCAGAAACAAAAUUGUAGACCUGCACCAGACUGGGAAGACUGAAUCUGCAAUAGGUAAGCAGCUUGGUUUGAAGAAAUCAACUGUGGGAGCAAUUAUUAGGAAAUGGAAGACAUACAAGACCACUGAUAAUCUCCCUCGAUCUGGGCUCCACGCAAGAUCUCACCCCGUGGGGUCAAAAUGAUCACAAGAACGGUGAGCAAAAAUCCCAGAACCACACGGGGGGACCUAGUGAAUGACCUGCAGAGAGCUGGGACCAAAGUAACAAAGCCUACCAUCAGUAACACACUACGCCGCCAGGGACUCAAAUCCUGCAGUGCCAGACAUGUCCCCCAGCUUAAGCCAGUACAUGUCCAGGCCCGUCUGAAGUUUGCUAGAGUGCAUUUGGAUGAUCCAGAAGAGGAUUGGGAGAAUGUCAUAUGGUCAAAUGAAAACAAAAUAUAACUUUUUGGUAAAAACUCAACUCGUCGUGUUUGGAGGACAAAGAAUGCUGAGUUGCAUCCAAAGAACACCAUACCUACUGUGAAGCAUGGGGGUGGAAACAUCAUGCUUUGGGGCUGUUUUUCUGCAAAGGGACCAGGACGACUGAUCCGUGUAAAGGAAAGAAUGAAUGGGGCCAUGUAUCGUGAGAUUUUGAGUGAAAACCUCCUUCCAUCAGCAAGGGCAUUGAAGAUGAAACGUGGCUGGGUCUUUCAGCAUGACAAUGAUCCCAAACACACCGCCCGGGAAACGAAGGAGUGGCUUCAUAAGAAGCAUUUCAAGGUCCUGGAGUGGCCUAGCCAGUCUCCAGAUCUCAACCCCAUAGAAAAUCUUUGGAGGGAGUUGAAAGUCCGUGUUGCCCAGCGACAGCCCCAAAACAUCACUGCUCUAGAGGAGAUCUGCAUGGAGGAAUGGGCCAAAAUACCAGCAACAGUGUGUGAAAACCUUGUGAAGACUUACAGAAAAUGUUUGACCUGUGUCAUUGCCAACAAAGGGUAUAUAACAAAGUAUUGAGAAACUUUUGUUAUUGACCAAAUACUUAUUUUCCACCAUAAUUUGCAAAUAAAUUCAUAAAAAAUCCUACAAUGUGAUUUUCUGGAUUUUUUUCUUUCUAAUUUUGUCUGUCAUAGUUGACGUGUACCUAUGAUGAAAAUUACAGGCCUCUCUCAUCUUUUUAAGUGGGAGAACUUGCACAAUUGGCGGCUGACUAAAUACUUUUUUUCCCCACUGUAUGUACCGUAGAACUAUGCCACAAUGUGAAAUAAGUACAAAUGAAUAGUAUCCUUUUGAGGAAAACCUUCUGCCAGGCUCGAGGCUAUUAGGCAGGAAGGGAAGCCCUUUGGAGUUAGCAGUCUGCUACAUGACAUAGAUUUGUAGUGCUGCUGCAUCUCAACAGAUAACAGGUUUUAUCAUCUCCAUGUCAUAAACAGUUCCCCUCAGGCCAUGUGUAGUUACGUACCUCAGAGUGAACCAGGCCAAGAGGCCUCUCCUGCUGCCUUCAAACAGCCCCUGUGUCUUUAACAGCUUCAAGGAGCACAGCUACAGUUGUUAUCAGCACACUGCUGUUUACAGCAUCCGCGUCAUUAUCUCUCUCAAAUGCUCUCAUUACUGAAUACCUGCCUGGAGAAGCUCUCUGAUCCUUGAAAUACUCUGCGUUUGUACUGGCAAUCGGUGAACCAAUGACUGAGCAAUGGCUGCAUGCAUUCUUUUGAAAUGUUGAUUGCAUUAAUUAAUUUAAAUGAAGUAAAGAGGAAAAAGUCAGACAUUUCUGGACUAGAGGGUUCAUAAUUUGCUAUGGUAUUUCAGCUCGGUUGUCUUGAAAAUAUUUGUGUGUGCCAAUUACUUGAAACGGGAUCGGGCAGACUGAAACUCUGCCAUACAUUGUGCUGUCUUCGAGCUGUCACCCAUCAACCACGGAGCUCCAGCACUAGACGGGCUGUUAGGAAGUGGUAAUGGAGUCUUUCCUCCCAGUUCAAAGCCUGGGCAGUGUGAGUGAUGAGGAAAGUUCCUCCCCUCUUUAAUGGCUGCUGCCUGGAAUUGUUUUCACAGAGGGCCUUCGGAGACGUCGGGCGGCGCGUGGACCUCCGGGAGCGGCUGCAGUGCAAGAGCUUCUCCUGGUAUUUGAAAAACGUGUAUCCAGAGGUCUUCAUGCCCGAUCUCAACCCGCUCCACUUUGGCUCGGUAAGCCCCCACGUCCCCCCUCUCCCGGGCUCUUUCCAGACCACAGAGAGCUGUGUCUGGCCACAGCGGGUUUCCACUUAGCAUCUCCAGAGGGCUCAGAGGAGGGCUCCAGGCUAGGCCAGGGGAGAGAGCAGCUCCACACUAUCUGAGGUGGCUGGGCUUGUUUGAACAGUUUGUGUGUCUUACUGAAAUCCCUUUCCUUGUGCCUCCAGGUGAAGAAUGUAGGUAAAGAUUCGUGUCUGGAUGCAGGGGAGAACAACGAGGGAGGGAAAUCGCUGAUCUUGUAUCCAUGCCACGGCCUCGGAGGAAACCAGGUCAGAGGGAAGGGAAUGAAGGGACUGAGUUCAGUCAUGAAGGAAAUACUAAGUACUUUCUCUGUCACUUUCAAAAUCAGAAGGAUUACUUCUGGUGUUCUUUGUGAUCCAUCAGUAUUUUGAGUACUCGACCCGUCACGAGAUCCGGCACAACAUUCAGAAGGAGCUGUGUUUGCAUGGGACGGAUGGAGCCGUGAAGCUGGAAGACUGCCAGUAUAAAGGCCGCAGCACAUUUGUAGGAGCAGAACAGAAGUGGGAGUUAAGGGAGGUGAGACCAAAUACCCACAUCUCUAUUCUAAUGGGCUCAGUCAAGAUUUCUUCUUGAAAUCUUGGGGUUCAUCCAUUAUGUUACUGUUAAUUAUUACCUAAUUGUUUGCCUGGUUCUCUUGCAUUAUCUUCACCAUAGAAGUGGAUGUCAGUUAUUUCCUACUGAGGAUGUUAGUGACUAAUCUGUGUGUCUCCUCUCUGUGUAGAACCAGUUAUUCUACAUCCCAGGAUGGAACCUGUGUCUGAGUGCUCGUCAUGAGCACCCCUCCUUGGUGGCCUGUAACCCCUCAGACAGAUACCAGCUGUGGCUCUUCAUCUGAGGGCAGGACACACAUCGUCCUCGGCAAUAGUGGACGAUGUGUGCCUUGGUAUUCUAGGACCGUUAGAAGAAGUAGCAAUUGGCGUACACUUUUACAUUUUAUUAUCAAGUAGAAUUUUAAUUUAUUUUUAUACGUAGAAGAACUGCUGCUGGAAAGUUUGGGAUUUUGAGGAGAACAUGUGACCUCGGGAAGGAAGCAUUCAAACAUACUGAAGACUUAAGUUUGUUUUUCUCUCGUUCCUUUUUUAGUCAUGAUUUGGGUAAAGGAAUUGUUUUUCUUCUGUCAUUCAAGCCAACCACUGUCUGUAGAUUGACUGCGGUAGCUGGGACUGUGUAGACACUUUGGAUGGACACUAAAUGAAGAGAUAUUUCUUUGAAGAAUACCACGUUUUUCUUUUAGUGUGUACUUUGGAGGGAAAUCAACAUUACAUUUUAUUUAAUUACAAAGGCUUGUUCUUUAUUGCCCACACUGAAUAAUGUAUUAAUAUAUAUGUGAAAACCAACAACAAAAUGGACUCUGAAACAAUGCAAUAGUGCACUUGCCUCUUGCACAAACUGAAUAACUCUGAUGUUAUGCACCAAAGACUAAUCAAGGGUUUAUUUUCUAUUAAAGACAUGCUCCAGAACUUUGGCAACUAGUUAGUAUUUUUUAAACCUUCCGCUUUGGGCUGGAUGCAUAAUCUAUGAGCAGAAUUACUGUCUUACCUCAAUUAGCCACGAAAUCCCUAGUUUGAAAGCGACUGUUUACUGGAAGCUGUGUAGUGCCAUUUUCCCUACAUUUUCCCCCACGUGUGCCAGCCCCCUAGCAAUUCGAGUUCCAGCAGCGCCAUUUUCCCUACAUUUUCCCCACAUUUUCCCCCACGUGGGCCAGCCCCCUAGCAAUUCUAGUUCCAGCCAAUGAGGUUCAGCCCCUCGCCAUUUGAGUGACAGCUAGCAAGAUGCGCACACACAGCAGAGAAAUUAUGUGGCGCACAUAUGUAAUGUAUGCAAUUUUCGGGGACCAAUUUUGGCUAGUAAGCUCUACUUUCAGAACUACUUGCUAAAAAGUGUACGGGAGAAUCUCUUUAAAAUAAAUAUGUUUAUAUUAUAGGUUAUUCAAUAUCUACCACUACUGCAUCUUUUUAUUAUUCAAAGUAUUCUAUCAGAUGUGACAGGAAAACAUUAGAUAUGCAUCCUCCAUUACCACCGCUAGAGGGUCUGAUUCCCCUCUUACCCAGCUGGUUUUCCUCACAAGCAGAUUGAGAAUGAUCUCUAUGCGUUGCCAAUACAGUGCC